AUGCCGCCAUUACAGGCCGGUCAAGAAGUCCGAGCAGUGUAUACUACUGUGCUUCGCCGCUACUGGAACACCGCUAGUAUCUACGAGGAACUCGAAGAAGACGGCAAAUCGACCAACGACGCCUCUGACCAUGAUCUAAAACCAUUCAAGUGGGCACCGAAGAAACACGAUGUGCAAAAGCUAAUUGAUGAGAGUCUACCUGGAACUGAUGGCUGGGCGUUGAAGCAAGGAUACAUCAGGUUUGUCAACCAUGAAUAUUCCAUGCCAAAUGGCUAA
Molecule: messenger RNA, 276 nt
Organism: Coniosporium apollinis CBS 100218
Lineage: Eukaryota; Fungi; Ascomycota; Dothideomycetes
Exons: 1
Coding region: 1-276 (91 amino acids)
Source: RefSeq, a predicted model, not a curated record